Spinacia oleracea (spinach) is the source of this 2132-nucleotide messenger RNA. RefSeq names its product sodium/hydrogen exchanger 4. The transcript is spliced from 14 exons. Bases 190 to 1767 code for a protein of 525 amino acids. Gene Ontology annotation, biological process: regulation of intracellular pH; proton transmembrane transport; potassium ion transmembrane transport. The record is from RefSeq and is a predicted model, not a curated record. Gene Ontology annotation, molecular function: potassium:proton antiporter activity; sodium:proton antiporter activity. NCBI's taxonomy places the organism in Eukaryota, Viridiplantae, Streptophyta, Magnoliopsida, Caryophyllales, Amaranthaceae. Gene Ontology annotation, cellular component: plasma membrane.
UCCAGAUGUCAACCAACUGCUCGAGUUUCGCACUUCCCCAUCCUGCUGAAUCAAUGCUUACACCAGAACAGAACAGAGAACAGAACAGAACAAACCCUUUCUUCUCUGAUUACAUCUAUCUAUAUCUUCAAAUCUUUUAUAGAAAAAUAAAGAAAAACUCUUGAAAUUAAAUCUGGAAAUAGUAGAAAAAUGGUGUUAGAUUUGGGUGUAUUAUGGGAAAAAGGAGUGGCAAUAGCAAAUAUGGGCGAAAGUGGGCAUGCCCAGGUGGUGCCAAUUUCAGUUUUUGUUGCAGUUCUAUGUUUGUGUUUGGUCAUUGGUCAUUUGCUUGAAGAAAAUCGUUGGGUUAAUGAAUCCAUCACUGCCAUCCUCAUUGGAUGCUUAACUGGAACAAUUAUACUACUGAUAAGCAAGGGGAAAAACUCUCACAUAUUACGGUUUGAUGAAGAACUAUUCUUCAUCUAUCUCCUUCCACCUAUCAUCUUCAAUGCAGGGUUUCAGGUCAAGAAGAAACAAUUUUUCCAAAACUUCUUGACAAUUAUGCUCUUUGGAGUUAUUGGUGUAUUUAUCUCAACAACCAUCAUUUCUCUAGGUAGCUGGUGGCUGCUUCCUAAAGUUGGAUUUGCCGGGCUAACAGCACGAGACUACCUUGCUAUUGGAACUAUUUUCUCGUCUACUGACACCGUGUGCACACUUCAGGUUCUUAAUCAAGAUGAGACUCCUUUACUGUACAGCUUAGUAUUUGGGGAAGGGGUAGUAAAUGAUGCGACAUCAGUUGUUCUCUUCAACGCGAUUCAGAAGAUAAAUGUAAAAAGGGUUGGUGACUGGACACAUGUACUUGGAAGUUUUCUCUAUCUUUUCUUCGCGAGCACUGCACUGGGAAUCACUACAGGGCUUCUGACUGCAUAUGCUCUUAAAGCAUUGUAUUUCGGUAGACAUUCCACGGAUCGUGAAAUUGCCCUAAUGACUUUGAUGGCAUAUUUGUCCUACACAUUGGCAGAGCUAGCAGAGUUGAGUGGAAUCCUGACUGUAUUCUUCUGUGGUAUCGUCAUGUCACAUUAUGCAUGGUAUAAUAUUACAGAAAAAUCAAGAAUUACCACAAGGCACAUAUUUGCAACCAUGUCAUUCAUUUCCGAGACUUUCAUUUUCCUUUACGUGGGUACAGAUGUUUUCGAUAUGCAGAAAUGGAAAAUGACCAAACUGAGCUUUCGGACAUUGGUGGCCAUAUACGCAACCAUCAUCUUUCUCAUAUUAAUCGCUCGUGCUGCUUUUGUGUUCCCUCUGUCUAUUUUGUCAAAUCUCAUGAACCGAGAAAAAGAGAUAACCGGAAAAAGAUCAUCCAUUACAUUUAAAAAGCAGGUAAUCGUAUGGUGGGCUGGACUUAUGAGAGGAGCAGUCUCAAUUGCACUGGCAUUUAAACAGUUUACAUACUCUGGUGUAACAAUGGAUACAAUCAACGCUACAAUGGUUACCACCACAGUGAUUGUUGUACUCUUCACCACACUGGUGUUUGGGUUUCUAACGAAGCCGUUAAUACUUUACCUAGUUCCACAUGCUCCAAGUCGGGAAGCCAAGUCUCCGAAAGAAGAUCUAACUCUACCAAUGCUUUCAAUGGAUGAAUCUACAGCUACAAAUCUGAGUCGGGCUAAGGACAGUUUAACAAUGCUGCUAGAAAGACCCAUUCACACUAUACAUUCCUACUGGAGAAAGUUCGAUGAUGCUUACAUGAGACCCUUUUUUGGCGGACCAACUAACCAUCACCGCAGGUGAGAGCAAAUGGUUGCUAACCAACAGUUAGGUCGUCAAGAUUCUGAUUGAGCAAUCACAGAUUCACAAUUAAGAUAGUCCUCUAAGAAAAACACAUCUUCUUUUCUUUAGUUAUCAGUGAACGUAAAUUACAGGUAAGGUGGCAGAUUUUUCCUGGUACACUUCUCCCCUUUAGGUUGUCCGUUGUAGGGGACGAUUGCCAGUGUGAUAUCAUAUCAGGUAGGCUAUGGACAAACUGUAAGCCAUAGGAACUAUGGUUAACCUGAUUUGGUCCCUUGUACUUGGUGGCUGGAACAGUUGAUCAAUUUUGAUGUAUAAUAAUAAUAAUUUCAUCAGGCUAAUUAUUUCUCAACCUUGAACGAUAUUUU